Messenger RNA from Spea bombifrons (plains spadefoot toad), 2340 nucleotides. RefSeq names its product signal recognition particle 68 (gene SRP68). The transcript is spliced from 16 exons. Lineage: Eukaryota; Metazoa; Chordata; Amphibia; Anura; Pelobatidae. The record is from RefSeq and is a predicted model, not a curated record. Gene Ontology annotation, molecular function: protein binding; signal recognition particle binding; endoplasmic reticulum signal sequence receptor activity. The coding region runs from base 39 to 1847 and encodes 602 amino acids. Gene Ontology annotation, cellular component: signal recognition particle, endoplasmic reticulum targeting. Gene Ontology annotation, biological process: SRP-dependent cotranslational protein targeting to membrane.
UGUUGUCGUUGGAGCCCAGAGUCCUUUGCUUUGGAAAGAUGGCGGCGGAACGGCAGCAGGAAACCGGCCUGGACGAGAAUAAGGAGAAUGAACGGCCUGUACCGGGAGAGAGCUCGGCAGCAAUGGGGGACAGCUUGGGGCUGGAGAUCCUCCAGAUCAUUAAGGAGUCACAGCAACAACACGGGAUGCGUCAUGGAGACUUCCAGAGAUAUAGGGGCUACUGUUCCCGCCGACUGAGACGUCUUCGGAAAACACUGAAUUUUAAGAUGGGAAAUCGGCAUAAAUUUACAGGAAAGAAAAUUACAAUAGAGAUGCUGUCUGACAACAGGUAUCUGCUGUUGGUCUUGAUGGAUGCUGAGAGGGCUUGGAGUUACGCCAUGCAACUUAAAAUGGAGGCUAACACGGAACCUCGCAAACGGUUUCACCUGCUCUCCCGCCUGCGGAAAGCUGUCAAGCAUGCCGAGGACCUUGAGCGGCUGUGUGAUAGCGAUCGGGUGGAUGCCAAGACUAAGCUGGAAGCUCAGGCAUACAUGGCUUACCUCAACGGGAUGCUGCACUUUGAACAGCAGCAUUGGGAAGAGGCCAUGAAAGCUUUCAACAAGUGCAAGACCAUUUAUGAGAAGCUAGCAAGUGCCUUCACAGAGGAACAGGCCGUGCUCUACAACCAAAGAGUGGAAGAAAUUUCUCCCAACAUCCGUUACUGCGCUUACAACAUUGGUGACAAGACAGCAAUGAAUGAGUUAAUGCAAAUGCGACUUCGCACUGGAGGUACAGAAGGGCUGCUGGCAGAGAAGCUGGAGGCUCUCAUAUCUCAGACCAGAGCAAAACAAGCAGCCACCAUGAGUGAGGUGGAAUGGCGAGGGCGUACUGUACCCAUCAAAAUUGACAAGGUGCGAAUUUUCCUGCUGGGGCUACCGGACACUGAAGCUGCUAUUGCUCAGGCUGAAGAUGAGGAGACCAAAGAACGGCUGUUUGAAUCCUCGUUGAGUGAGUGCAGAGAUGCCAUCCAGGGUGUACGAGAGGAGCUAAAAUCAGAACAGAGGCAGAGGGAAGCAUCCAUUGAUGGAGAGGCAGGAAAAGUGUCCAACUUACAAUACCUACAUAGUUAUCUGUCAUACAUCAAGCUGUCCACAGCAAUCCGUCGCAAUGAGAGCAUGGCCAGCGCUCUUCAGAAGGCUUUGCUCAAGCAGCCACAAGCCGAGGAAGAUGGCAAAAGGAAUCCAAGGCCGCAGGAUCUGAUCCGACUGUAUGAUAUCAUCCUCCAGAAUCUGGCAGAACUCACCCAGCUUCCUGGCCUAGAGGAAGAUCAGAGUUUCCAGAAAGAGAUCGAACUGAAGACGUUUGUGUACAAAGCAUACAGGUGUUUCUUCAUUGCCCAAUCCUAUGUCCUGGUAAAGAAGUGGAGCGAGGCGCUGGUCCUCUAUGAUCGGGUGCUGAAGUAUGCAAAGGAAAUUCAAACUAAAGCAGGAGCUGCUAAAAAGAGCCUAAUGGAGUUGCCUGAUGUGCAGGAACUGAUAAAGCAGGUGAAUUCUGAAAAGUACUCUCUGCAGGCAGCGGCCAUCCUGGAUUCCACUGAUGUGCCGGAGGACAUAUCUCCUUCCCAGGUUAAAGAUGGCAAGCCGCUGUCAGACCGCCUGGAUACUUUCUCUGUGGACCCCACUCUGGUCACCAAACAUGCCAACCUGGUACGCUUCCCUCCCGACUUCCAGCCCAUUCCCUGCAAACCUCUCUUCUUCGAUCUGGCCCUUAACCACGUCGCCCUGCCAUCCCUCGAGGACAAGUUAGAGCAGAAGGCCAAGAGCGGCUUGACUGGAUACAUCAAAGGCAUCUUUGGCUUCCGCAGUUAACAAGCUCAAUGAACAUGGAGAAACGGGGAGUAAUCCAUUUUAUGUUCCUCAGCGGCUCACACCCUCCACUCAUUUUCCUUCAAGGGAUGGGGGCGAUUAUCCAGGCUCUAGAUAUGAAUCUCUUUUUUUAUUUAUAGUAACAUUGCAAUCCCUUUUUGGAUACCAAGAAUAUGGCAUGUUUGUUCAAAAUGUGUACAUGAAAAGUCUGGACUGCACAGAAAACAUCAGUGCAUGUUCUCAGCAGAAAUUAAGUUUUAUUUAAUCUCCAUAAUGGGGAAAAAACCAUAUGUGGAGUAUUUUACCCAAUAGCUUUUUUUUUUUGCCCUUUGUAUUGAUUGCUGAUCAUUAAUUUAUGUAAUGCUGGAAUUAAUUCUUGCAGUAGUUACAUUCCCACCAGUCAAUCUAAAUGCCAUGCUACAUACUGUGAUAUUAUUUUGUGGGAAAAGUAUUUUUUUAAACUAAAAAUGAGGGUCAAUAAAAUGGCUUACUUCCA